AUGUCCAAUCCAAAAGAUGCAUUUCAGGAACUUGUCCGCAUCUUCUCUUCUAGGGACAACCAAGUCCUAGAGAUCGAAAUCAUUCCACCAAGUCUUUGUGCUACAUUCCUCCAAGAUGGAUGCUCACUGGGAAUAACCAAGAAAGCUCUAGUGCAGGCCUUCACGGUCGCGCGCCAGCUCUUCUUCGACCGAUUAUUGCCCAUGUCCGAAGAUGAUCUCCAAGCCACCUUCGCUACGAACGCAGAGUCCAGAAAUAAAGACUCAGCUAUCACAGAAAUGAUGCUUCUCUUUGACUGCGAGCAUAUUACAGCCUGCAACUGGCGCAAGCGCCGAAUGCGGGCAGCUAUGGCUCAUUACUCUGAUAUUUCAAACCAGACCUCGACCGCAAUGGACUUGUUAGAAGCCGAACUCACGCUCAUGUCAAGCUAUCAAUGCUCGCCACUUCAUCGUCAUACCAAGUCGCCGACGCUAUGGAAUCACCGACUGUGGGUUAUUGCCCAUCUACUUCAAAGGCGGCAUUGGAGUCCGGAGGAUCUGUUUGAGCUGCAAUUGGCGGAACUGGCUGUUGUUCUCCGCGCUGGUGAGCUGCAUCCUAAGAAUUAUUAUGCUUUCAACUAUAUGCGGCAAUUGGAUGUGCUUCUCGCUGAUCUAGUGGGCAAGACGACUGGUCACUCAGCAUGGGAACCCCGUACCGCGCAGUCGGUUGUCGAACGGAUGAUUGAUUGGUGCUUGGCUAAUCCACGCGAUAUAUCGGGUUGGAGCUUUGGGCUCUACGUGUUGAACAAUACCUUGGAGCAACAUAUUCGAGUGAAAGUUCUCGAGAGAGUCGUUAAGUUUGCGCUUAAUGUCGGAUGGGAAGGUGAGAGCCUUUGGACGUUUGUCGACCAAGCAUCAAGGCAGUUCGGACUUGAAAGCGUGGUUGAGCAUACCAUGCGGUUACACUGCGAUCAAGGAACCGGAAUUCGUCAUUUCCAAAUGGUCAGAGACAGUCGACAGAAGAAGUCAUGGCAGAACUGGCUGGCCCAGGCGAAAGUAUGUUGGGCUGUAGACGGCCAAGGGCGGAACAAGUGA
Penicillium coprophilum is the source of this 1071-nucleotide messenger RNA. RefSeq lists its product as uncharacterized. Gene Ontology annotation, cellular component: cytoplasm. The record is from RefSeq and is a predicted model, not a curated record. Gene Ontology annotation, biological process: protein prenylation. The coding region runs from base 1 to 1071 and encodes 356 amino acids. The transcript has a single exon. Gene Ontology annotation, molecular function: protein prenyltransferase activity. NCBI's taxonomy places the organism in Eukaryota, Fungi, Ascomycota, Eurotiomycetes, Eurotiales, Aspergillaceae.